Plasmodium gonderi is the source of this 165-nucleotide messenger RNA. Its product is annotated as translation machinery-associated protein 7. NCBI's taxonomy places the organism in Eukaryota, Apicomplexa, Aconoidasida, Haemosporida, Plasmodiidae. The record is from RefSeq and is a predicted model, not a curated record. Bases 1 to 165 code for a protein of 54 amino acids. The transcript has 3 exons.
AUGCCAUUAAAUACACAGGGGGGAAAGAAAAAACCAUUGAAGGCGGCUAAAAAGGGGCCUGUCGAAAUGACAGAAGAAGAAAAGGCUUUUAAAAAGGAGAUGGCCGAAAAGAAAAAGGCUGAAGAAGAAGCGAAACAGAAAUUACUAAAGGCCAAAAAAAAAUAA